UCGCUGGUUUUAGCUUAAAUUGUAGAACGUAUUUUUGUUUCUGUGUAAAGAAAGACAACAACCAGUGAAAUAGAGAUAAGUUUUAAUCCACGAUUUCUGUUUUCUUUUCAGUCAUAAACGGAAAACAUUUUUUUUUUAAUAUCUGACAGUGUUCAGACAUUUUGUCGCUUUUUAGAUCGCCUUUUCGAAGAUGAACUCUAAUGUGGAAAAUUUGCCCCCUCACGUUCUGCGCUUGGUCUACAAAGAGGUUUCCGCUUUAGCAGCCGACCCGCCCGAGGGCAUCAAGAUUUAUCCCAGUGAGGAAGACAUAACCGAACUGCACACGUCCAUCGAAGGACCAGAGGGAACUCCGUUUGCUGGUGGCAUUUUCCGAAUGCGCCUGGUCCUCGGGAAGGACUUCCCUGCUGUUCCACCCAAGGGGUAUUUCCUGACGAAGAUUUUUCACCCCAACGUGGGUCACAAGGGAGAGAUCUGUGUCAACGUGCUGAAGAGGGACUGGAAGGCAGAACUCGGCCUCAGACAUGUCUUACUUACCAUCAAGUGUCUUCUCAUCCAUCCAAACCCAGAAUCGGCUCUGAACGAAGAAGCUGGGCGCUUGCUUUUAGAGGAUUAUGCAGAAUACGAGUCCCGCGCCCGUCUUCUGACAGAAAUCCACGCUAUGGGUGGGCCGGGUGGCACCUCCGGGGCACCCCAGGACCCUAAUGAUGGCCCACAGCCGAAGAAGCACGCGGGUGACCCUACGAAGAGAGCGGGCCCCAGCGCAGCAGCCGUCCCAGCAGCUCUGGGUAACGGAGCUAACGGAGCCAGCAGCAGUAACAGUAGCAGCAUUAAUAACGUAGCAGGGAAGAAGAAAGCCGAUAAAAAGCGUGCGUUGAGGCGACUUUAACACCUCAACCAAAUUAGUGUGUGAGUGCGAG
Molecule: messenger RNA, 917 nt
Organism: Nematolebias whitei (Rio pearlfish)
Lineage: Eukaryota; Metazoa; Chordata; Actinopteri; Cyprinodontiformes; Rivulidae
Gene: ube2s
Product: ubiquitin-conjugating enzyme E2S
Exons: 4
Coding region: 191-886 (231 amino acids)
Source: RefSeq, a predicted model, not a curated record